Parasteatoda tepidariorum (common house spider) is the source of this 2477-nucleotide messenger RNA. RefSeq lists its product as uncharacterized. Gene Ontology annotation, biological process: negative regulation of transcription by RNA polymerase II; anterior/posterior pattern specification. Gene Ontology annotation, molecular function: DNA-binding transcription factor activity, RNA polymerase II-specific; RNA polymerase II cis-regulatory region sequence-specific DNA binding. Lineage: Eukaryota; Metazoa; Arthropoda; Arachnida; Araneae; Theridiidae. The record is from RefSeq and is a predicted model, not a curated record. Gene Ontology annotation, cellular component: nucleus.
AUUAUUUAAAAACUUAAUGCAAAAAUGAAGAAGCUGUGUAAAACUUAUUUAUCCACCGUUCAAUUAAGAAAGCACGACAAUCUCUUUCUAAUAGGGCAUAAAUCUAAAGCCGUCAUCGAAGAAAUUUAACUCUCUUCCUUUCCCCAACUUUCCCCCAACUAUAGAAUACUAUAAAUCUUGAAAUGGGUGCGAGAGAAGAUCAUCCCGAGACGAAUUUACAAAGUAACAUUUCCCGGACGCUAUUAAUUGACCAGCGUGAGCAAAGAGUAUGCGCAAAAGAUAUCCAACAGCGUGACCAGAACCUUGCACCAAUUUAAUCUGAUAGUGACGUAAAUUAUUCGAUCCAGGCCCUUUUUGAUAUCUACUCGCUGCCAGAGUAGAGAACGAGCAGUCGCACCUAAGGCAGGUAACUCGGUGGACGCUCCACCUUGGCAUUCCCUUGCUCAAGAGUUGGCCCUGCACCAGUCUCUGGCGCGCGCGCCUAUUGGACAAGGAGGCUGGAUCACGUGAUAUCACUUCCACACCGUCCCCCUCCUUUUUCGCCCUUAAACCAUGAAUUCAUCAUUAAUAAUAGAAAUAAAAAAAUAACGCAGAGAAAACGCUCAUCACAGAGAGACAACCAAAAAGAAUCUCCAGAGCUACCUGAACAGUUUGGCGAAUAUACCAGUUUGGAAUGCCGGGUAGUGACCAUCUUCGUGUAUCCACUACAACCGAGUACUUAGACCAGCAACAAACGGCGCUAUCUCAAGGUAGGAGCACCAGCUGAUAUGCCAGGCUUGAAUGUUUUUAGACCCUCGAGUGGCUCUCCAGCUUCAAGACGGCGAAUCCCACGACUUCAUCGCAGUGCCCGCAAGCGACCGAAGCUCUAUUUAAGAACUGGUCACCUGUAUACGUAACAACAGAACAGGAUCAUAAUAUGAGUUCAUACUAUACUAAUUCUUAUAUACCAGACCUCCGGAGUCCAGGAGGUGUUGAACAGUACAAUGGACAACCGGUGCAUAACCAACCAAAUGGUGAUAUGUGCGAUCAAGGCCAGAGACAAUAUAUACAGCCGCAAUACGCAUCGUCUCCUGUACAAGGGGCGACGUAUCCUCGAUUUCCCCCAUACGACAGACUCGAGAUACGUCCCAUCACAUCAUCGCCAAAUUCACCAAGCCCGCCGGGUCAGUAUUAUGGGAACCCGUGUAAUCAAGCACCACCGGGGCCUCCCCUACCUCAACCUGCACACCAACCACCACAACACGCACCAAUGAACCAUCCAAAUGCAUAUGUACCACAGGAUGGUCAAAAUAAUUGUCGGGGGUCCCCUCAUCAUGAUCCAAAUGGUUCACAACAUCCUAACAUGUCACCAGCUCAAUAUCCUAGCUGUAAAAUGCAACCUCAACCGGUUCCGCAUGGACCUCCCCACCAACAAGGUCUAGGUCAUGACCCAAAUGGGGUGGUCCACCGACAGGUGAAUUCGGAAUGCGGGCCGCCGCCCCCUCCACCGCCCAAUAACAUGCCCCCGUGCCAAAGUCCGGUUCAAUCUCCACAACAGCCCCCUCAGAUGUAUCAGAAUCAUGGUGGACCCCCACCCAAUCAGCAAGUUCAGCAACAGCAACAAGUUCAACCUCCUCAAGGUGGAAAUAUGCCCAGUCCACUAUAUCCCUGGAUGAGGAGUCAGUUCGACGACUGUUCUAAUUUGAAACCUAGUAUUUAUGGUAGAAAUCAAAACGAAUCGGAAACUUUUGGGAAAUUUCCUCAAGAAUUCAGAACGAAAAAGAGGUAGACAAACCUAUACCCGAUAUCAAACACUUGAGUUGGAAAAGGAGUUCCAUUUUAACCGUUAUUUAACAAGAAGACGACGAAUCGAAAUAGCGCAUGCACUUUGUCUCACAGAAAGGCAAAUUAAAAUCUGGUUUCAGAAUCGUCGAAUGAAAUGGAAAAAAGAAAAUAAAGCCAAACUGGAGGCUGGUUUGGCAAUGGGUCCUACGCCACCAGAACUGACACAUCUUGGUGAACAUCCACAGCAGUGAAUGCACAUCAACAACUUUGGUCCACUCUGAUUUUUUCAUCAAUCUAUAGCCACUGAAUUCAAACAGUACUUGGUCAGUAAAUGUAAGCCAAGUCAGAUUUCAAUUGCAAUAUUGUUUGCUCUUAUUAUUUUCAGUUAAUAUCAUAUGUAAAUGAAAUGCAUCUGUACUGACACUGAAUGCGUGACUUGCAAGAAAUGAGAAUAAAAGUAGCAAAUUUAAAUAUUUAUUGAUAUAAAGUACAAAGAAAUUAAGGCCCAGAAGUUGUCAAUAGAAAUUUUUCAAUAUUUGAAAUUGAGAAGUUUAACAAAAUAAUAAUUUGUAAAACUUAUACAAAUUCGUUGGAUAGGCAAUAUCGGUUUUAAUUUAUCUUAAAGGGAAACUCACCUUUAUUUCGAUAAAUUUAUUUAUUAAUGAACUUAGAAUUAAAGAUUGGAUUAUGAAAUCUGAACAACUGAAUCAAAA